AUGCCUUAUAUGAAAGAUCCAAAAGAUACUUCUAAAAAUGGUUACUCCACGGCUGCUAGUUACCUAACAACAGGAGAGAUAAACCAACAAAAAUUUUUAGAAGAACUUCGCUUUUGUAAAACUAUGAGGGAAAUCUUGUUCGAAAUGAAAAUUUCUGAACAAAUUGACGAUUUUGAUGAUAUUUUAUUAGAAAUUUCGCAGGAUGCUCGAAGAAAUGCGAUUAGUGAGAAAAGUUUUAAAAGUUUUUCAUCAUAUGCUGUAGUCCUUCCUGACAGUAUUAAUAAAACCUUGGAUAAAGCUGAUAUUUCUAUUAGUAGUAGAGAAUUUGGGACUUUCAAUUAUGAAAAUGCAAUUGAAAAAUAUACGGAUUUAUUUUUUCAAAGAUCACUCCGAGUUGCUGCUCUUGAAUCACAGAUUAAUAUCCUCGAUAAACAGAUUGGUGCUCUUGAAAAAUUUGAAAAAAAAGAUCUUCCGGGCAAAAAGAAGAUGUUUGAUGACUUAUAUGAUAAGAAAAAUGAAACAGGCAGAGACGGAAAAUGGAUUUUCACUGAGUUAAGGAGUUUGGAAGCAUAUCUAGACACGAUUAAAAAAGAAAUGAAUGAUGAUGCAGCUUUUGAUGCAGAAUAUAAAACUAAAUCUGAUGAAAUUGCUGGUUUAAUAACAAAUGCUAAAGCUGCUCAUAAGGAAGAUGGCAAAAACCUCACUGGGUUAGAAGAUAUAAAAGCUUCUUUCGAUAAAUAUAAAGGAUAUGUUAAAUUAGAUGAUAAAGAGGAAAAUGAAUACAAUCAAAUUGACGAUGCGAUAAAAAAUCCAAAUAAAUACCAAGAUGAUAAACCAAUUACUUCUGACCUGGACCCAACGAAGUUAACCACCGAAAUCAAAAAAAUUUUUAUUGAUACUUAUGCCCCAAACAAGAGUGGACAUAAUGGACUCCUGUCUCAUUUAAAUGAAAGGGGUGAU
Messenger RNA from Racocetra persica, 960 nucleotides. Lineage: Eukaryota; Fungi; Glomeromycota; Glomeromycetes; Diversisporales; Gigasporaceae. The record is from the annotation of a GenBank genome assembly.